Dioscorea cayenensis subsp. rotundata (Guinea yam) is the source of this 843-nucleotide messenger RNA. Its product is annotated as nudix hydrolase 14, chloroplastic-like. Gene Ontology annotation, molecular function: ADP-ribose pyrophosphatase activity; ADP-glucose pyrophosphatase activity. The transcript has 6 exons. Gene Ontology annotation, biological process: ribose phosphate metabolic process; nucleoside phosphate metabolic process. The coding region runs from base 5 to 703 and encodes 232 amino acids. NCBI's taxonomy places the organism in Eukaryota, Viridiplantae, Streptophyta, Magnoliopsida, Dioscoreales, Dioscoreaceae. The record is from RefSeq and is a predicted model, not a curated record.
ACCGAUGCUAACGCGUGCGUACCUGCGCGGCGCUGGGUUCCUUUUCGCUCAUGGCCUCAUCCCUCCAAUGAACAACAGCAAUAGCUCCACUAGAUCCCCUGUUUUUAUGUCGUCAUCUCGCUGUGAAGCCCCUUCCGUCCCACCGACUCACACCAUCACCCUCGCCGGUGGACACCACGUCCAGAUCGUUGCAUCCCCUGGGCUCUCCGAGUCCGAUCUCAGGAAUGUUGUUGAUUCGGCUUUGUUCAAAAACUGGUUGAAGAAUAUGCAAAGUGAAACAGGAAUUUUAGCUGGUGGAGAGAUAAGUUUGAGACAAGUGCUCAUCCAGGGUGUGGAUAUGUUUGGAAGAGGUGCUGGAUUUUUAAAAUUUAAAGCAGAUGUCGUCGAAAAGGAGACAGGAACGAAGAUUCCAGGUAUUGUGUUUGCACGUGGCCAAUCUGUUGCAGUUCUGGUUAUUUUGGAGUCAGGAGGGAAGGAUUAUGUAGUUCUUACUGAACAGGUUAGAGUUCCUGUAGGAAGAUUUACCCUGGAAUUACCAGCUGGGAUGGUGGAUGAUGACGGAGGUGAUGUUGUUGGUGCAGCUGUUCGUGAGGUUGAAGAGGAGACUGGCAUAUGCUUGAAAAUUGAGGCUAUGGUUAAUCUGACAUCAUUUCUUGACCCAAAAACUGGUUGCAAGAUCUUUCCUUCUCCGGUAGUUUACUAACUUGAUCCCGUUCAACAUCUCUCCUUGGUCCUUGCCACACUAGUCCCCAUUUUAUUGUCCCAAACUAUGAUAUAAUUUCAUGCACUUGGGAUGUUGUCUGUCUAUCUUGAAAUAAUUGAUGACAUUUGGACUUAAGCAGA